Molecule: messenger RNA, 693 nt
Organism: Cylindrotheca closterium
Lineage: Eukaryota; Bacillariophyta; Bacillariophyceae; Bacillariales; Bacillariaceae
Source: the annotation of a GenBank genome assembly
AUGGCUUUCAAAGAUCGCCCACUGUCUCCAACUGACGCCCAGUUUGACUUGGUGUCAUCCAUUCGGGAAGCCAUCCUUCGGUCCUCGGUGGAUUGGUCGCCCCAGCACGUGUAUGGCCAUCUCGACAAGUCCAAUCUCUUUCACAAACUUUCUUGGUGGGAGAAACGGAACCUUGAGGUGGAUAGAAUGGCGGUGGAGUACCGUAAGGAACUUGAGACGGCCAAUCAUCUCAUAGCCCCCAAUCCUCGUUUCUUCACUGAGCUUGCGGCAUUGGACAAAGGUACUAUCUCGGCCGCAGCCGAGUCUGAGAUCGCCUGGGACACACUUGGCCGAGCCAUGCGAUCCCUCCCUGCAGGAUUACAAAGGUGGUCUACUAAACAUUGUGUGGGCAUGUGUGGCACAGGUAAAUUUAAAGUUCUAUGGGGUUUGGAGACAUUGGCAGCUUGCCCGCGCUGUGGCGACUUCGAGGAUCAUCUUCAUGUUCCCCGUUGCCGCGCUGCUUCAGCAACCGCUGAAUGGGACCGUCGCACUGCAGCCUUCUCCGCGUGGCUGGACCUGCAAUUGACGGGCCCUUCCAUCACAACAGCAAUCCCACAGCUUCUUCACGGCGUUCGCACACCUACUUCGUCCCCUCUAAGUACCAUCUCUCCUUCGGUUCGGCAGGCCUUCUUGGCUCAGCAGGUGAUUGGGUAG